Molecule: messenger RNA, 2952 nt
Organism: Salarias fasciatus (jewelled blenny)
Lineage: Eukaryota; Metazoa; Chordata; Actinopteri; Blenniiformes; Blenniidae
Gene: shox
Product: shox homeobox
Exons: 6
Coding region: 186-1112 (308 amino acids)
Biological process (GO): regulation of transcription by RNA polymerase II
Cellular component (GO): nucleus
Molecular function (GO): DNA-binding transcription factor activity, RNA polymerase II-specific; sequence-specific double-stranded DNA binding
Source: RefSeq, a predicted model, not a curated record
UACACAGUCACAACAGCAGGAGUGAUCUCACCUCCUCUCCACCCCUUCUAUCUGCCGCCGCUGCCAGCCUCCAAAACGCGCGUAUCCGCGAGCAGUGCUGGUGCGCACAGAGAGACGGUGAGGGUGUACACGCAUACACGGUGGAUUUCCCCGACCAGGACCACUACUGAGAGACAGAGCCGACCAUGGAAGAACUUACGGCAUUCGUGUCGAAAUCUUUCGAUCAGAAAACCAAAGAGAGCAGCAAGGAGAGCAUCACGUACAGGGAAGUUUUGGAGAGCGGCUUGACGCGGGCGCGGGAGCUGGGCAGCCCGGAGACGAACCUGCAGGACAUAACGGAGAGCAACCACUGCCCGGUGCAUCUGUUCAAGGACCACGUCGAGCUGGAAAAGGAGAAACUCAAGGACUUUAAUGUUUCGAGGGCGACAGAGGGAAUAUACGACUGCAAGGAGAAAAAGGAGGACGUGAAGUCGGAGGACGAGGACGCGCAGGGCAAACUGAAGCAGCGGAGGAGUCGCACGAACUUCACUUUGGAGCAGCUCAACGAGCUGGAGCGGCUGUUCGACGAGACGCACUACCCGGACGCCUUCAUGAGAGAGGAGCUGAGCCAGCGGCUCGGACUGUCCGAGGCCCGGGUGCAGGUUUGGUUUCAGAACAGAAGAGCAAAGUGUCGAAAACAGGAAAACCAGAUGCACAAAGACAUCUUUCCCUUCUCCCCAGGUGUUAUUCUGGGCAGCGGCAGCCACCUCGAUGCAUGCAGAGUAGCACCCUACGUCAACAUGGGUGCCCUCCGGAUGCCCUUCCAGCAGGUACAAGCACAGCUCCAGUUGGACGGGGUCACCCACUCCCACCCCCACCUGCACCCUCACCUGGCCGCUCAUGCUCCCUACCUGAUGUUCCCGCCCCCUCCUUUCGGACUACCAAUCGCGUCUCUCGCCGACUCGGCCUCCGCGGCAGCGGCGGUGGCGGCAGCCGCCAAAAGCAACAGCAAGAACUCGAGCAUCGCCGACCUGCGACUCAAGGCAGGACUUCUGCGGGGCCAGUGGCUCAGUCCACUCCAGGCACAGAUCACAUCCCAAGGACCGUACAAACACAUGUGGAUGUCUGUCUGAGGGCCGGGCCGGGGCCCGUCAGACCAGAAGACGUUAGAACAAAGCAAACUGGCAGGCAGCAGCAGGGCCAAAAGCAGAGCCUCGCUGACGCUGGCUGCCGCCAUGUUGACAGUACAGAGGGUUGAGCUUUGGGGGAAAACAGACCCACACAUCACCUCACCGAGGCUUUGGAACGGCUCUCAUCUUUACACCCCCCCCCCCCCCCCCCCAUCUCUUGCUAGGAAAAAAAAAAAAGAAGGAAAAAGAAAAAACAAACCUUUUUUAAGAAAAAAAAAGGCCAUAUUUGUCUCCAAACCACUGUGUUCCCUGCUGCUGCCAAGUGCAUGAGCUCUAAUGGAGGACCGUUGUGGGACUUGUCUCCAUCCACACCUGACACAAACGCUUUACAACUGUUUUUAACACUGCCAUUCAGUGCGCUCCCCGCCCCCCGCCCCCCCUUCCUUCCUCCGACGCCUUCAGAGUCGAAGGUUCCGGUAGCCCUCCUCUUAUGGACUCGUGCUGUAACAAAAGCAACAAUGCUCUUUCCCCCCUCCGCUGCAGAGGAGAGACGUUACUCGGCGUUGCUGGGCAUGUUUUCGGCCAGGCCUGGGUGUGCAUCACUCCUCUCUCUCUCUCUCUCCCCCUGUCUUUUGGUUUUUUUCUUUCUGUUUGUUGUGUUGUAUCUUGGGUAAAGAAGUGAAGAUCGCCUUUGCACUUCAGGUCUUGUAUGUGGGUGUUUACAAAUGGCACUACAAGCAGAAACUACUUUACUAAUUGGGAAAAACAGGGGUGGGCGCGGGCUUUAAUAUUGUCAUGCGAUCGGCAGAAAGGACGCUAUCUGGGAUAAAGGGUAUAUAAAUGGGAUUUUUUUUUUCUUUUCUUUCUUUUUCUAAAUCUGAAAAUAUGAAGAACGCAUCAGUCAAACUGAAAUGCAAGGGUGUGCAGUUUAAGUGCAAUACUGUAAAUAGCAAAAAAGUAAAAACAGCUAGCAGUUAAUCCUCAACGAUGAAGAGACCCGAUGUGACUCUUUUGUUGUUUCCCAUGCACUGUUGGAGUGUUGAAUUUCUUUGCCAAAACACAGCAGUGAAUUUUUUUUUUUUUUGUUUAUAAUCUACGGCGGUGUAUAUUUAGUUGGAGGACGGUCGCUCAGAACCAGGUGCCAUAUCCCACGUAACCUCCUGUGUAUUCAGUGCGUUCUCUGUACGUCGGGCACAGCCAUCGCUUGUUGAGGAAGACAUGAGCACAUUUUUGGACGAUGCAAAAAUGAGGGUCAAUUUAAAAUGCCGAUCUGUACUAACACGAGCAAAAACUUUUAACUUUUUGAUUCUGGAAAGAGAAACGACAAUAAAAAUCAUCCAAUCAGCGCCGUAACCCGAACCAGGCUUCUGUUCUGUUUAAUCCUGAUUUUGCAUGUUAUACGUGACAUUUUCAUCGUUAAUUUCUAAUGAAUUCUGACCGGCUGACACAUUUGGAUUCAAUUCAGAGAUUAUUUUAAGGUUGUUGUAAACACUGCUGUCAGAGCUGCGCUAAAGCUGCGGAUCGGUUUCUGGUCUACGUACCUCUAACAGUCUCCAAACAUCUUCUCUGUUCACAGACCUCCAUUUAGAAAUGUUUAUGUCUCCAUUUUAAAUUAAACAUAUGGGUGUUUUAUUUAUUAUUUUGUCUGAAAGUUUAUGAAAGAUGAAAUAGUUGAACUACAAGUGUACAUUUUUACAUGGCUUUGCAUUUAUUUUUGUAUGUUUUUUUAAGUGUUGAAUUUGAAUUAGGAGGUGUGGCUGUAGUGCAUUGUUUGCCGAAAAAAAAAACAAAAAAAAAAAUGUAGCGUGUCCGAGUUUACAAACAUUUCAGGGAUGGUUGAAUU